Messenger RNA from Phragmites australis (common reed), 1016 nucleotides. RefSeq lists its product as uncharacterized. The record is from RefSeq and is a predicted model, not a curated record. The coding region runs from base 114 to 839 and encodes 241 amino acids. NCBI's taxonomy places the organism in Eukaryota, Viridiplantae, Streptophyta, Magnoliopsida, Poales, Poaceae. The transcript has a single exon.
UGCCUGAAGCGCAAGAAGAAAGCUCAUUAACCACCCCACCAAGGCGUGCAAGACAGCGCAGACCUUCCCCAAACCAUAACCCCCCCGCCGCCGCCGCCGCCGCCGCGAGCACCAUGGAGGACGUCGUCACCGACGCGCCGCCGCCGUCCCGCUUCUCCCCCGAAGACCUCAACAACUUCGCCGUUCCCCCUGUUCUGCCCACCCCCAUUCUCGUCGUAUCCCCCAACCCUAACCCACCCACCCCGCGCCUCCUCAUCGUCCUCAUCUCCCCCACCUCCCUCGCCCUCCUCUCCCACCUCCCCUCCCCGCCCCCGCUCCACGCCUCCCUCCUCCUCCCCGACCUCCCGCUGCAGUCCCACACACCCAUUCGCGUCUACCUCCACCCCUCCGGCGCCCUCCUCGCCGCCGAGCACAGCGCCGUCCCCGCCCACCGCGCGCGCGCCGCCGCGAGGGCCCUCGUCUCCACGCUCCAGCCGGAGGAGGUGCUGGUCCUGGACGCGGUUCGGAGCGGGGCGUACAGGGGCAGGCUCGCAGCGGACGAGCCCGUGGAGGGGAAGCUGGAGACCCGUGCGGCGCGGCGCCAGGGGGGCGUGGGCGCGGCUAGAGGCGUGGCGGCGCUGGCCCCGCCCGGGAGCGUGGUGGACGGGCUCGGCGCGGCGGUGGUGGCGGAGUGCGAGAUCCGGGGGAAGGCGGCCAGCAUGGUGGUGACGUGGCCGGCGGGCGCGAGGCCCGCGGAGUUCGGGGUCAUGCGUCGCGUCGCGGUGGAGCUCGGCGUCGACCCCGUGAAGGCCGCCGCCAGGGUCUCCGGCCGGGCCGUGCUGGAUGCGCUGUAUACCUGAGAUGCUCUCUGUGCUCUGCUUCUGAUUUCGUUCGUAGGCUGUGCUGUUGAGUUGUCUCGCGAGUUGCGUUCAGACAAUCUGGAGAUAAGUCUGAGAUGUAUCAGACAGAAUUCUGAAGAGCAGUUUCUGUAUUUGGGUUGAUUUGAUAUAUGAAUUUUCGAAAUGCAGUUUAACAAA